AGUUGUGGCCGUACAUAUGCCAUAUUAUUAAGCUUCUUUCUCUGAAAAGAACUUUUACGAGUAUAUAAAAACAAUAUGAGUGGCGUGUAUUUAGAGAUUUUUCCGUCACCCGAAGCUCACAGUUUCCCUUUGAGUGGCAAGAGUGCGGGGUUUUGAUCAGGCACGCGCCGCGGGCAGCUUCUACUUCUGCGGGUCUUCGGCGGCCGCGUGAGGACCCGAGAGUCACUGGAAGCGCAAGAUGGCGACCGCGGCUGCAACAUCGGCUUCGGAACCGGAGGCUGAGCCCAACGCUGGGCCCAAGGCCGAGGGAGAGGAGGAGGAGGUGAAGGCGGCUAGGACGCGGAGGAAGGUGUUAUCGCGGGCUGUGGCCGCUGCGACGUGCAAGACCAUGGGGCCAGGGUGGGACCAGCAGGAGGAGGGCAUGAGCGAGAGCGAUGGAGACGAGGAGUACGCCAUGGCUUCCUCGGCCGAGAGCUCCCCCGGGGAGUACGAGUGGGAGUACGACGAAGAGGAGGAGAAGAACCAGCUGGAGAUCGAGCGGCUGGAGGAGCAGCUGUCCAUCAACGUCUAUGACUACAACUGCCACGUGGACCUGAUCCGGCUGCUGCGGCUGGAAGGCGAGCUCGCCAGAGCGAGGACGGCCCGCCAGAAGAUGAGCGAGACCUUCCCUUUGACUGAAGAGCUCUGGCUGGAGUGGCUGCAUGACGAGAUCAGCAUGGCCAUGGACGGCCUAGACAGAGAGCACGUGUACGACCUUUUCGAGAAAGCCGUGAAGGAUUACAUUUGUCCUAACAUUUGGCUAGAGUAUGGCCAGUACUCGGUCGGUGGGAUCGGUCAGAAAGGUGGCCUUGAGAAAGUUCGCUCUGUGUUUGAGAGGGCUCUCUCAUCCGUCGGUUUACAUAUGACCAAAGGACUUGCCAUCUGGGAGGCUUAUCGGGAAUUUGAAAGUGCGAUUGUGGAAGCUGCCCGGCUUGAGAAAGUCCACAGUCUCUUCCGGCGACAGUUGGCGAUCCCACUCUAUGAUAUGGAGGCGACAUUCGCAGAGUACGAAGAGUGGUCAGAAGACCCGAUACCAGAGUCAGUAAUUCAGAACUAUAACAAGGCACUGCAGCAGCUGGAGAAAUACAAACCCUACGAGGAGGCGCUGUUGCAAGCAGAGGCACCCAGGUUGGCCGAGUAUCAAGCAUACAUCGAUUUUGAGAUGAAAAUUGGCGAUCCUGCUCGCAUUCAGUUGAUCUUUGAGCGCGCCCUGGUGGAGAACUGCCUUGUCCCAGACUUAUGGAUCCGUUACAGUCAGUACCUAGAUCGGCACCUGAAAGUGAAGGAUUUGGUUUUAUCUGUACAUAAUCGUGCUGUUAGAAACUGCCCCUGGACAGUUGCCCUGUGGAGUCGGUACCUCUUGGCCAUGGAGAGACAUGGGGUUGAUCACCGAGCCGUUUCUGUGACCUUCGAGAAAGCUUUGAGUGCUGGCUUCAUUCAGGCCACUGAUUAUGUGGAGAUUUGGCAGGCCUACCUUGAUUACCUGAGGAGGAGGGUUGAUUUCAAACAAGACUCCAGUAAGGAGCUGGAGGAGCUGAGGUCCGCGUUUGCACGCGCUCUGGAGCAUCUGAAGCAGGACGUAGAAGAGCGUUUCAACGAGAGUGGAGAUCCAAGCUGCAUGAUCAUGCAGAACUGGGCUAGGAUGGAGGCUCGACUGUGCAAUAAUAUGCAGAAAGCUCGAGAACUCUGGGAUAGCAUCAUGACCAAAGGAAACGCCAAGUAUGCCAACAUGUGGCUUGAGUAUUACAACCUGGAAAGGGCACACGGGGACACCCAGCACUGCAGGAAGGCUCUGCACCGGGCCGUCCAGUGCACCAGUGACUACCCAGAGCACGUCUGUGAAGUCCUGCUCACCAUGGAGAGGACAGAAGGUACUUUAGAAGAUUGGGAUAUAGCUGUUCAGAAAACUGAAACUCGAUUAGCUCGUGUUAAUGAGCAGAGAAUUAAGGCUGCGGAGAAGGAAGCAGCCCUUGCUCAGCAAGAAGAAGAAAAGGCUGAACAACGGAAGAAGGCCCGGGCCGAGAAGAAAGCGCUGAAAAAGAAGAAAAAGACCAGAGGUGCAGAUAAGCGCAAAGCAGAUGAGGACGAUGAGAAGGAGUGGGGCGAUGAUGAAGAAGAGCAGCCUUCCAAACGCAGAAGGGUUGGGAACAGCGUUCCUCCGGUCGGAGAAGCACUAGCCCUGGAAGCAGAAACAGGACUCUUCGGGAAGAGUGCGCCCGUGGACGUCGACUCCCCCUCAAAGCAGAAGGAGAGGGCGGCCGCCCUGAAGAGGGACGUGCCCAAGGUGCCUCACGACAGCAGCAAGGACAGCGUCACCGUCUUCGUCAGCAACCUGCCGUACAGCAUGGGGGAGCCGGCCGUGAAGCUGCGGCCGCUCUUUGAGGCCUGUGGGGAGGUGGUGGAGAUCCGCCCCAUCUUCAGCAACCGGGGCGAUUUCCGGGGCUACUGCUAUGUAGAGUUUAAAGAGGAGAAGUCGGCCCAGCAGGCCCUGGAGCUGGACCGGAAGAACGUGGAAGGGAGGCCAAUGUUUGUUUCCCCCUGUGUGGAUAAGAGCAAAAAUCCCGAUUUUAAGGUGUUCAGGUACAGCACUGCCCUGGAGAAACACAAGCUGUUUGUCUCGGGUCUGCCGUUUUCCUGCACGAAAGAGGAACUAGAGGAGAUCUGUAAGGCUCACGGCACCGUGAAGGACAUCAGGCUGGUGACCACCCGGGCCGGCAAACCAAAGGGCCUGGCCUACGUGGAGUACGAGAAUGAAUCCCAGGCGUCGCAGGCUGUAAUGAAGAUGGACGGCAUGACUGUCAAGGAGAACGUCAUCAAAGUGGCCAUCAGUAAUCCUCCUCAGAGGAAGGUUCCAGAGAAGCCAGAGGCAAGGAAAACACCGGGUGGCCCCCUGAUGCCACGGCAGAUAUAUGGAGCGCGGGGGAAGGGAAGGACCCAGCUGUCUCUGCUGCCACGCGCCCUGCAGCGCACGAGCGCUCUGGUUGCUCAGGCCGAGAACGGCCCUGCCCCGCAGCCAGCAGUACCCCCCUCGGCGGCCACCGAGGCACCCAAGAUGUCCAAUGCCGAUUUUGCCAAGCUGCUUCUGAGAAAGUGAACGGGACUCUCGGAGAAGGGAAAUGCCUUACUUCAUGCUGGCCGGAAGACCACCACGCACCCAGCUGUACCUGGGCAUGGAAGGGCCUGGGCAGCGCCCACUCCCACGUCUUCUCCUCUGGUUUAGACAGAAAGGGAAGGGGGGUCCAAGGAAAGGCUUCAAGUGCUCCCUCAUAUUGAGGGCAAUGGGAGGAAGAUGGUCACUCCACAGGUUGGGCACAGAGUAGUUUCUAAGAUAUUUUUGUGUCUUCAAGAGCGAGAAACAGAAGUGAAACUCGAGCACACCAUUUUGAGACACACUUGUCCAGAUGCUUUUGGCCCACUCUGGCCCCUUUUUAUAAGACACUUCUCUUACACCCUGCACAGCACAUGUGCCCGGCACUCUUAAUUUUUACAAGACAAAAUGGCAGAUGCUAGUAAUGCACCAGAAUGGCCUAUUUUAGUAAACGGGUGGGGUUAGGGAAGUCACCUAAAAAACAUUUGAUGGAUUUUUGUUCGAGGGGGCUGUGCGUUUUUAUAUUAUGUAUUUGUAAAUGACAUGUCAACCCAUUGUUUUAUGUUUCCUAAAAGCAAAAUAUUUGUGACACUUGUUUUAUAGGAAUUCUGUGUGCCACCUGCCGUGGACUAUUUUCUUUGCCUAGUGACGAGUGAACUUGUCCUUUGUCUAAAUAUUGAGUUUCAGCCCUUUGGUUUUGUUUGAAUACCAUGUCAAGUGCAAACUUAAAUUCUCCCCAUUUAGCUUUGUUUAUUAAACUGAAGUUCUCUUAAAAGCUUCUUGCCGGAUGGUACUCAGAUGUGCAUUCAAAUAUGGAUGUAUUUUGAAAUGGGUGUACCUUGCUUUAUCUAAUAGAUGUGUAAAUAGAACUUUUGUAAAUCAAA
Molecule: messenger RNA, 4011 nt
Organism: Ceratotherium simum simum (southern white rhinoceros)
Lineage: Eukaryota; Metazoa; Chordata; Mammalia; Perissodactyla; Rhinocerotidae
Gene: SART3
Product: spliceosome associated factor 3, U4/U6 recycling protein
Biological process (GO): RNA processing
Cellular component (GO): nucleus
Molecular function (GO): RNA binding; protein binding
Source: RefSeq, a predicted model, not a curated record